Emericellopsis atlantica is the source of this 276-nucleotide messenger RNA. RefSeq names its product DASH complex subunit Dad3-domain-containing protein. Bases 1 to 276 code for a protein of 91 amino acids. Gene Ontology annotation, biological process: attachment of spindle microtubules to kinetochore. The record is from RefSeq and is a predicted model, not a curated record. NCBI's taxonomy places the organism in Eukaryota, Fungi, Ascomycota, Sordariomycetes, Hypocreales, Bionectriaceae. The transcript has 2 exons. Gene Ontology annotation, cellular component: mitotic spindle; DASH complex.
AUGGAGCCAGGCUCCUCGCACCUGGCCCCGCCUGAGCUGACGCCGCUGCAGCAAGAGGUGCUGGAGGAAUAUGAGCGGCUGGCGGAGAACAUGAAAAAGCUCGCCUCCACACUCGACGACCUCGCGUCGAAUCCGACGGCGGAAAUCAUGGACGGGCUGCGCGAUCUGGAGCGCAAGACGAGCCUGGCGUUCACGCUCCUCAAGGCCAGUGUGUACAGCAUCGUGCUGCAGCAGGAGAUUGACUGGGGCGGUGGCGGCCAGCAGCAGGAGGAGUAG